Molecule: messenger RNA, 898 nt
Organism: Propithecus coquereli (Coquerel's sifaka)
Lineage: Eukaryota; Metazoa; Chordata; Mammalia; Primates; Indriidae
Product: glutathione S-transferase A1-like
Exons: 7
Coding region: 87-755 (222 amino acids)
Biological process (GO): glutathione metabolic process; xenobiotic metabolic process
Cellular component (GO): cytosol; extracellular exosome
Molecular function (GO): glutathione transferase activity
Source: RefSeq, a predicted model, not a curated record
UGACACACAGCUCAGGAGCUGGCCUGGAGGAGCUGAGCCUCUAGAGACGCAGCCAGGACUUAAUUAGAAACCAAGAGACUGCUAUCAUGGCGGGGAAGCCCAAGCUUCACUACUUCAAUGCACGAGGCAGAAUGGAGUCCAUCCGGUGGCUCUUGGCUGCAGCUGGAGUAGAGUUUGAAGAGAAAUUUAUAGCAAGUCCGGAAGAUUUGGAUAAGUUAAGAAAUGAUGGGCGUCUGAUGUUCCAGCAAGUGCCAAUGGUCGAGAUUGAUGGGAUGGAGCUGGCGCAGACAAGAGCCAUCCUCAACUACAUCGCCAGCAAGCACAACCUCUACGGGAAGGACUUAAAGGAGAGAGCCCUGAUCGACAUGUAUAUAGAAGGUAUGGCAGAUUUGAAUGAAAUGAUCAUUAUGUUCCCCAUGCAUCCACCUGCAGAAAAAGAUGCCAAGCUUGCCUUCAUCAAAGAGAAAACAACAAAUCGCUAUUUCCCUGCCUUUGAAAAAGUGUUAAAGAGCCACGGACAAGACUACCUUGUUGGCAACAGGCUGAGCCGGGCUGACAUCCACCUGGUCGAACUUAUCUACAACGUGGAAGAGCUGGACCCCAGCCUCACCGCCAACUUCCCUCUGCUGAAGGCCCUGAAAACCAGAAUCAGCAACCUCCCCACCGUGAAGAAGUUUCUGCAGCCUGGCAGCCAGAGGAAGCCUCCUGUAACUGCGGAAGCUAUAGAAGCAGCAAGGAAGGUUUUCAAGUUUUAAAAAAGCAGGCAUGGAUGAGAAGCCCAUGCAAGACCAAUAAUCUCUUUGCAACAACGAAGUGCUUGCCUCCUGCUGAGGGUGGCUAUUGUGAAGCUAAUAUACUUUUUCAAAUUAUGUACUAAUCAAAUAAAAAUAACUCCUAU